AUGCUUAGUUGUAGGUUACAUUGUGAAUAAAACCGAUGACGCUGAGGAACGAAUAAGUAAGUUGAAGAAAUUGAGCCAAGAAAUUUUUUCAUGUACUAGGUCUUGUUUUUGUUGUUGUUUUGUUUAUACAAAGGUAUUGAUGCUCAAAUAUUUAAUGUUCGAAUAUGUUUUUUUUUUCCAGUUAAAUUUGUGAUCUGAUGAUUCUUGUAGAUUUAUCAGCCCUUCUUUUUACAGGGAGGUCUUGUGUAACUUUUGUAUGCUUAUUGCUGAUAGAUUACCAGCUUGGUCUGAGAGCAUUUGGAGAUUGUGGCAGUGAUUGCCUUGGAACUUCAGGCCUUUGGCAUUCAAUUGCUUGUAUUCUGAUUUGAACAUUGUGAUUUAGAACAUGUCGAGUAAGAAAGAAGAGAAAGCUCAAGCUGCGGCUGAAAGGAUCAAGGCAGCAGCCUUGAGUGCUGCAAAAGGUCUUAGUCGAGCUCAGGCUGAAAGGGCAGCUGCUGCAGCUGCUCGGAAUGUUAAUGCUUAUGGGCAGAAGGAAGAAGGACCCAGCAGAUGGCAGGAGAAAAGGGAAGCCAAGAGACAGAUGUAUUUGAUGAGUACUGAAAAAGCUGUGAGAUUGGGUGAACGGAAAGACCUAAAGUCAAAUGUAUCUACCGUUGGUGGUGCAGCUUCACAAUGCCAGAAGUGUUACCAACCCGGGCAUUGGACAUAUGAAUGCAAGAAUGAACGUGUUUACAUCUCGAGACCGUCUAGGACCCAGCAACUCAAAAAUCCUAAACUGAAGAUGAAGGUUGAAAUAUCAUAUGAUUUGGACAAUCCAGAAAUUAAGGAAGAGAAGGAAGAAAAGCAGUCACAGAAAAGCAAGAGAAAGCAUCGCUCAGCCUCUGAUUCUGGAAGUGAUAGCGAGGCAUCAGUUUUCGAGACUGAUAGUGGUGCGUCAUCAGUUACAGGAUCUGAAUAUUCUUCGGAGGAGAGUAGCUCAGAUUACAGCUCAUCUACUGACUCAGAGGAGGAGAGGAGGCACCGAAGGAAGAAGAAGCAAAAGAUGGCAAGGCGUAGAAGAAGGCACAGCUCAUCAUCUGAAUCAACUGAUUCUGAGUCAGCUUCCGAAUCUGAUUCUGAUGAUAGGAGGAGCCGGAAGAAGAGCACGAGGCACAGCAGAAAGCAUUAAACGAGGUGGUCGAGCGUAGUGGAGAGCGGUCGUGUAUUUGGUUCAACAUGUGUAAUGUUAAAUUAGGUUGUGAUUUUAAGGCUUCCUAGACGAAGGAUUUCUUUGUUUUCGCUCUUGAAUUGUUCUUCAAAAAAGUUGGUCAUACAGUGGAAGCCAACUGAUGCAUAUUUAGUAUCUUUCCGAGAGUGAGUUGAUUGUAACUGGCUAUUGGCUUAUGCCCAAAUGAGUUUGUUUCAUAUCGGUUGAUAAUCCUUUCUGAGA
Molecule: messenger RNA, 1429 nt
Organism: Pyrus x bretschneideri (Chinese white pear)
Lineage: Eukaryota; Viridiplantae; Streptophyta; Magnoliopsida; Rosales; Rosaceae
Product: zinc finger CCHC domain-containing protein 10
Exons: 2
Coding region: 386-1168 (260 amino acids)
Molecular function (GO): nucleic acid binding; zinc ion binding
Source: RefSeq, a predicted model, not a curated record